GAAAGUGACAGCAAAGAGCAAUCAAAAUAAAUCCCAUUUCUCUUACUCUACAUGGUAACAAAAUCACACUCUUAUUGAGUUAUACAAAUAUUACCAUUGACAAUUCUUUGUUUUCAAUAUGUAUAUAUAUUGCAGUUCUUUAUUGACCUUUCUUUGGUCACCUCCUUUCCAGAACUGUCCUUUCCCUUCUCUUAUUCCUUCCCUCUUAAUCGUCAGUGCCACAAUGCUAUACCAAUAACCACAAUAUACACACUCACACAUCAAAAUGCUCACAACAAUUAAAACCCAAGAAAUGAAUUGUCUAAAAACAGUUAUUUGUUUCUUGAUUCUUGGAGUUAUGCCUAUUGGUACUAUUGCAAUACGUCCAGUUCUUGAUAAUUAUAAUCCUUUAUUAGGUUUUACAGAAGCACCUGAUUACAGAAAUGGCUUAGGUUGUCCGUUACAAACUGAAACCACCUCGUCUUUUUGCAACCCUUCAUUGGUCCACGUGGCAAUGACAUUAGAUUCGGAGUAUCUCAGAGGAUCAAUGGCAGCUGUACACUCGGUCCUUCGACACGCGUCAUGUCCAGAACACGUGUACUUCCAUUUCAUCGCCGCAGAAUUCGACCCGGAAUCUAACCCACGGGUCUUGACCCGACUUGUUAGAUCCAUUUUCCCUUCAUUAAACUUCAAAGUCUAUGUUUUCAGAGAAGACAAUGUGAUUAAUCUCAUAUCGUCCUCGAUAAGACUUGCACUUGAAAACCCGUUAAAUUAUGCAAGGAAUUACUUGGGUGAUAUACUUGACCCGUGUGUGAAACGGGUCAUUUAUUUGGAUUCUGAUGUUAUUCUUGUUGAUGAUGUUCAUAAGUUGUGGAAUGUGAACAUUAGUGGGUCACGGGUAAUUGGAGCACCCGAGUACUGCCAUGCAAAUUUUACUAAAUAUUUUACGGAUUCGUUUUGGUCCGACCCGGCUUUGUCACGGCUUUUCGGGUCGAGAAACCCGUGUUACUUCAACACAGGUGUAAUAGUGAUGGAUUUGGAGAAAUGGAGAGAAGGAAACUACAGAUUGAAGAUAGAAAGUUGGAUGAAAUUACAGAGAAAGAGAAGGAUCUAUGAGCUAGGUUCAUUGCCACCAUUUUUGUUGGUUUUUGGUGGAAAUGUUGAACCCAUUGACCAUAAAUGGAACCAACAUGGGCUUGGUGGGGAUAAUGUUAAAGGGUCAUGUAGGUCACUGCACCCUGGUCCAGUGAGCUUGUUGCAUUGGAGUGGAAAAGGCAAGCCAUGGGUUAGGCUCGAUGAGAAAAAACCAUGUCCAUUGGAUUAUCUUUGGGAACCUUAUGAUUUAUACAAGCCAUUCAGGAUUACCAGUAAAGUUGUCUCUGCGUGACCUAUAGGUUACACUUUCGAGUCAUGGAACCAGCCUUUAAUGCUUGGAUUAGAGAGACUGACUGUCUAUAGGGGGUGUGACCCUUUCUCAAGCA
Lycium ferocissimum is the source of this 1460-nucleotide messenger RNA. RefSeq names its product probable galacturonosyltransferase-like 9. The transcript is spliced from 2 exons. Gene Ontology annotation, cellular component: Golgi apparatus. Lineage: Eukaryota; Viridiplantae; Streptophyta; Magnoliopsida; Solanales; Solanaceae. The record is from RefSeq and is a predicted model, not a curated record. Bases 266 to 1366 code for a protein of 366 amino acids. Gene Ontology annotation, molecular function: glycosyltransferase activity.